Cherax quadricarinatus is the source of this 2808-nucleotide messenger RNA. RefSeq names its product E3 ubiquitin-protein ligase SH3RF3. Lineage: Eukaryota; Metazoa; Arthropoda; Malacostraca; Decapoda; Parastacidae. The record is from RefSeq and is a predicted model, not a curated record. Gene Ontology annotation, molecular function: metal ion binding; protein binding.
GAACACCAAUGAUACAUGAUGAAGGUGACACUAGUGUCUUAUAUUAUUAUGUCUUAUUUGUGAGUGUUGGAGAGUCACACAGCUCAUGUCAGACAACCUGAUAGUGAAAUGAGGUUGUAAUGUAGUUUUGGCACCUGGAGUGAGGAUGGAGCAGUUGCUACUGAGUGAUGCAUUAGAGUGUUCAGUGUGCUUAGAGCAGCUUGGUUGCACGUCUCGGGUCCUCCCCUGUCAACAUACAUUUUGUCGUCGUUGUCUCAAUGACAUUGUACAGACUCAUAAGGAGCUGAGAUGCCCAGAAUGCCGCGUAUUGGUAGAGGUGCCUGUGGACGAAUUGCCUCCAAAUAUUUUAUUAAUGAGAAUAUUGGAAAGCAUGAAAAGUGCUCCACGAUGUGCAUUAAACCAACCUCUGAAGCCAUCUCAGACAGUGCCUCAUCCUAGUCAGCCUCCUGGCAGGCCUGAAUCGCAAGAUGGUGCUCCCCUUAAUGAAGCUCCUCCACCACCCUCGCUUCAUGGCUUCUCGUCCACCUCAUACACAGGAUCAUCCUCCACUUCUGAAGUUCCACCUUCCUCUGGAGGGCAUUUAGCUGGGAUUGCUGGUGGAGGGACUAGAAGUACAGGAGGUUCCUCUGAAGGAAAUGGUGUAAACUGCAACAGUUUGGGAAGAGGAGGAGGAUAUGGAAGAUCACUUGGACGUGAAGGAAGCACUACUGAAAUUGGUACAAGUUCAUCAAUGUCUGGUGUCUCAUCCCUUGGCAUCAUUAACAUGAAUAUCACCACCUCAUCUGCUUCUCCUGCUUCACAGACUGUGUUACUGCCGAUUGUGGCACAGCAAAGACAGGGAUCAACUCUCCAGCCUUGUGCAAAAGCCCUUUAUAAUUAUGAAAGAAAAGAAGCAAGGGACCUUAGUUUCAAGAAAGGGGAUGUAAUAAUACUGCGCAAGAAGAUAGACUCCAACUGGUACCAGGGAGAACUUAAUAACCAGACAGGCUUCUUCCCGGCCUCUUAUGUUCAGGUUAUUAACCCAUUGCCAAGCCACAUCCCUCAGUGUAAAGCUCUCUAUGACUUUAAGAUGACAAAUGAUGAAGAGCGAGAUUGCCUGACAUUUAGUAAGGGUGAAAUCAUCACUGUGUUGCGGCGGGUUGAUGAGAAUUGGGCUGAAGGUAAGCUCAGCUCUCGAAUCGGAAUUUUUCCCCUCUCCUUUGUUGAUCUUAACAGCGCUGCUAAAGCACUUAUGAAGCUCUCCCUCAAUGCACAAGAGGGCCCCUCGCGUGUUGCCCCUCCAACCCCCACUAGUUUAGAGGGAGAGUCCCCCACACCCCUCAUUCUGAGUGAGAGCAGUGGGAGUGGUCUUCCCUCUGCUCAAGCUCAUCCUCUCUUGCAAAAUGAGUCAUCAUCCUCAUCAUCAUCAGUGGUGACUACCCCUGACCCCUCUCUCCCUUCCCCAACCUCCACAUCUGCAUCCCCACCUAACAUUAGCCCAUCCCCCUCCUCCCCUAUAGUACCACCUCCUGCUGUAGCCCCUCUCCUGCGGGGGCCAAACACACGCCACCAGCGGGAGAAGAGGCACAGCUUCACUGCUGUGCGCACCCACAACCCCAGCCCCCCGCGAUCUCCUGCCUCCCCACAAAGACAUUCCUUAGAAAUUUUAAGUCCUACCGAGGAUCCUUCCAACCCUGGUUGUAAUGUGGGUUCAUCUGGGUAUAGUGGUGGUAGUGGUAUUGGUGGCAGUGGGAGCAUGCCAGGAACUACAGUAGACCUGCCUCAGGAAACCCCUGUUACUGGAGAGCAAACAGUGUUGACGGAACUUCAAGGUUCACCAAGAAUACAGCCAUCUACCAUCUCGUUAAGCUCUCUAGGGUUAUCAUCGUCUACACAACAAGUGACAGCAACCACAUUUUAUGUGGCCUUAUACUCUUACCGAGGACGGAAAGCUGAUGAGCUAGAAUUAAGAAAGGGCUACAUAUACACUGUGACAGAAAAAUGUCAAGAUGGAUGGUUCAAAGGGCGUUGUAUUACAACUGACAGAACUGGUGUCUUCCCUGGGAACUACGUUCAAGUUGCCAAACCUCAGAUGAUUGCUGCAUAUUUGGCAAAGCGAAAUGCAAGAGGAACAUCAACCCUGAGUCGAGAUAACGGCAGUGGUGGAGCAUCCCAUGGAGGUAACAGCAAUGGGGAAAACUUGUAUAAUACAUCGGCUGUUGUGAACUACACGCGGCCCAGACCAAGCCUUAAUAGUGGAUCAAAUGGGAGAAAUUUUGAUGGGUGUUGUGGUGAGAAUACAAGUCUCCUGGACACACCAGUCCAUUCUAUGGUUCCCACUCUCUCCCCAACUCACUCAUCGCCUCAUGCCGGCUCCCUCUUCUCUGGGGUGGCUGGUGGACUAGGAGGUAGCAGUCCUCCCUCAUCACUGCCACCUGAAUUACCUCCCAGAUCUGUUAGCUCUUCCAUUGAAGGUUCAGCACACCGCUCAGUUGGACACACUUCAGCAUCAUGGCAUGCCUCAUCAUCCACUCCACAGGGAUUUUCCACUAAUCAUAGGUGAGCAGUAUUUUUCCAUGUACAGUACAUAUUAUUUCAAUAAAAACAGUUCCUUUUUAAAUUUAGACUUAAGAACCUAGCAUUAAAACAGGAGCAAUGCUCUGUUCACACCCACUCAUUCUCCUGUAUUUAUCUAACCUUUUUAAAGCUACCUGAAGUACUCAUCUCAGCCAGGUGAUAGUGAUGUGUAAACAUCACAUUACUUAAUGAAGACAAAUGGCACAUGACUGGCAGAUGGAAUGAUAAACAUUUUGUAGAGAGGAACUUCAU